Calliphora vicina (urban bluebottle blowfly) is the source of this 3143-nucleotide messenger RNA. RefSeq names its product female lethal d (gene fl(2)d). NCBI's taxonomy places the organism in Eukaryota, Metazoa, Arthropoda, Insecta, Diptera, Calliphoridae. The record is from RefSeq and is a predicted model, not a curated record. The transcript has 4 exons. Gene Ontology annotation, biological process: regulation of alternative mRNA splicing, via spliceosome. The coding region runs from base 539 to 2299 and encodes 586 amino acids. Gene Ontology annotation, cellular component: nucleus.
GAUUUUUUCUUACAAAAGUUGUGACGCGACGAAAUUUCACUGCGAGUGAAAAAUUAUAUUUAACGCGUUAAAAGUGUAAAAUCUACUUUAAUUGUAUUAAAAUCGUGUGCACCUACGAACAUUCUGUAUGAAAAGUGUAAAAUUCACAAAAAAUCUAUGCAAAAAGUAAGUGAAAUUUUCGAUUGAAAAAAGUGUUGGUGUGUCGUCUAGCGGAGUCUCAUGAAAAAUUUUUAAAGCGAAAAAAUAUAUAUCAAUUUUGAUUUGAAGAAAGAAGAAGAAAAGAAGCAACCUAUAAAAGCAAAUGUAAAAAAGUCUCUGACGACAACGAGAAAAUUUUUUUCAAUUUCUUUUCGUUGUAUAAAACGUAAUACAAAAUAAAAAUACAAAUAAUCUAAAAUACCCCCCGUAAAAUACACAGCGCCAGACAAAAAACUCUUUGUCUCUUAAUCGAAAUCAAACAAAAAUAUUUUAAGGCAUUAUUUAAGGAUUUUGAAAUAAAAGGCAUAAAAAGAUUUGCCAAUAUAUUAUUGUAAUUGUAAUGAGUGUCGCUGCAAUGACUAUGGACGAUCAGAGACCUUUGAUGAACAGUUACGAUAAAAUGUCCAAACAAUAUGAACAAAAUUUACAUAAUACUGCUGGGGGUGGUGGUACCGUUGUGGGUGGUGGUAGUGGCAUGGUGGUAAAUAAUGCUGGUCUUUUGUCGGGACCAGCUUCACCAACUCCAUCGGUUUCCGAGGAGCCCACUACAUCCCAUCACACCCACCAUGCGGGUUAUCACCAUACGUCGCAUUCGCAUCAUCAUCACCAUCAUCAUUCGCAUCAUACGCAUCAACAACAGCAGCAGCAACAUAUUCAGCCUCUGCAACCGGCCUCAAGGCCUGCAUCGCCACCUUUACCACAAACGCUUCAUCAGGAUACAGUUGCUGCUGCUGCCGCAAUCGCUGCCGCUGAACAGCGCCAACGUUUACUCGAAGAAGAAAUUGAGAGUCUUAAAGUUGACCAAACUCGUCUUACACAACAAUGUGCCGAUGCCCAGAGACGCGAAAAGAUACUCAUGCGCAGAUUGGCCAACAAGGAACAAGAAUUUCAAGAUUAUGUGAGCCAAAUAGCUGAAUAUAAGGCUGCCCAGGCACCAUCAGCUGUUGCCUUAAGAUCGGCUUUAUUAGAUCCAGCUGUUAAUUUACUCUUUGAGAAACUCAAGAAGGAACUCAAAGCCACCAAAGCCAAAUUGGAGGAGACUCAGAAUGAGUUGGCCGCUUGGAAAUUCACUCCAGACUCUAAUACGGGCAAACGUUUAAUGGCCAAAUGUCGCCUGCUCUAUCAGGAAAAUGAAGAACUGGGCAAAAUGACCUCCAAUGGUCGCCUGGCAAAAUUGGAAACAGAAUUGGCCAUGCAGAAAAGUUUCAGUGAAGAAGUUAAAAAAUCACAAUCAGAACUUGACGAUUUUCUUCAGGAACUGGAUGAAGAUGUCGAGGGAAUGCAAAGCACUAUAUUGUUUUUGCAACAAGAACUAAAAACCACCAGAGACCGCAUACAAAUACUCGAAAAAGAAAACUUUCAAAUGAAAACAGGUCUGAACACAAACGCAACUGAAGGCGAAGAUGUCGUAAUGAAAGAGGAACAACCCAUUCUAAAUGAAUGCCCAGAAGUCAAAGAUGACAAAAUAUCUGCAGUUAAUGGGUCGAUCAACUUCAGUCUUAACAGCACACAACCACCUGCCAAUGUAAACGAACAGAAUUUAGUUCCCCUGGAUACAAUAGACGAAACAACAUGCCUGCGCAAUAAUAUCAUUAACACAACGACCUCCACGACAACGGCAUAUUUCAAUGGCACUGAAGAAACGCCAACGGAAAUCACACACGAGGGCAAUGGUGGUGCCAUUGGGGCGAAACUACGCACUGUCGCCUCUCGAAAACGUAACUAUGAAUGCGAUGCCGCCUUGGACAGCAGCAAUAUCAUCCACACACCUGCCAUUAAUGUGGUAGCUUCGCCCAGAACGUUGCCACCCAAAAAAUCCAAAUUGCGUGUAGCUCCCGUACGUAGGCCGUCUGUGCAACCGAUCGAUGAAAAUGAAAUGCUCAUCACCAGUUGUAAUCAAGGAAAUAGCACCGUUUUAGACAAUGCCGUAGAUGGUAUGGCUAAUGAAGAAUGCUCCUCUUUGAACGAAAAUCUGGCCAAUAGUGAGACCUCAACGACUGUUGUAAAUGAAGGUGGUGUAGUUGUUGCUCAACGUAUUAUGACCCGACGAAGAUCGGUGCGUUUAAAUGGUGGCAGCAAUGGGGGUGAUAGCAAUCACUGAAAAACAAACCCUCUGUCUCUCACAAUUUUAUUCUAAUGGCAACAAUAAAUAAAAGAAAAAUACAGAAUAAUAAUAUUACAUUGUAUAUCACUAAUAUUAUAAACACAAACAAAAAAAAUUUGCAAAUAUUGUUAAACAUUUUUUUUAUAAUUUUAUUAUUUUUAUUUCUUUUUUUUAAUUUUAAGUAAUUUCAUUUUUGCUGAAAUUCUUGAAAACACAUACCUAUGCAUUCAGCUAACUCCUCAUUUGUAAAAUUAUUGAAAAAAGUCGAUUUAAUUCAAAUAAUGUUAAAUUUAUUGUAGUUACUCAUUUUUUAUAGGCAAUAUUUUGUAUUAAAAUUUAUUAUUUGAUGACUUCACUUGUAUCACAAAAACAUACAAUAAUUUCAUAUUAUGUCAAGCUAAACUAUUUUUUUUUUAAUUUUUCUUUACGAAAAAUAUGCAUUAUAAUUAUGAGGAAAUAUUGCAGCGUUUUCUUUAUUUUACAUUUAUUAUUUGAUUAAUAAUAUUAUUUUUUAUUUUUAUUACUUGUAAUAAACUUUUAGACUUGAUUGCGUUAAUAAAUUUAAUAAAUACAUAACAAAAUAAAAUAAUUAAAACAAAAUUAAUUAUAUAUAAAUCAAACAAAAAUACAUAAAAAACAUAAAAAAAUAUUUUUCAAUAAAUUUAAAAAUUAUUGAUCAAUUUAAAAUUGAGAUAAACAAUUUUUUUAGUUUAGUUAUAAUUAUUUUUUAUAGAAAUUAUAUUUAUAGAGUUUGAGAUAAACAAGAAAAACAUAAAAACUAAUAAUAAACAAAAAAUUACAACAAAAAAACAAUCAAUAAAAUAUAAAAAAAUCUAUAAAA